AUGUCGUUAUCUGGUGAUCAGGAGGAUAACAGGAAAAACCAUAUUAAGAGACAGAGCGCUGACAGUCCUCUAACGGUGAUGUCUCCAUCUGUCCGUCCGCAGUCUACAAAAUUGUUCCGUUUGUCGAAAACUCCCUUAGGACCGAAGCUUGCAAAUAUCAAUCAAGUUGAUCCCAAUAUCGAUGCCACUCUUCUGGAGCUGUGUUCUGUCGAGAAAGAAGCAGUGGAUGAACGAUACAUUGCAUCAGAGUGCAAUGACGUUGUAAACGUUACCGAUGUGACAUCAUCGUCGAUGGCUACUGCAUUGAGUCCUGGAAUGUCUGACGAAAUGAAGUCAGCAAUAAAAACAUAUUUAAAAUCCACUCCAAUGUAUCCUGCCAGCUCACUGGAUUCAAAAGCUGAACUGUUGAAUGUUGUUGAAAAUAUUGCGGGAGUUGGGAAGAGUGAAGAUAUCGAAGAGCUGAACAUCAGUAUUUCUACACGCAGUUCUCAAGAAAGAGCUAUAGAGAACAAUGCUAAGGAUAUCUUCAAAGUAGGUCUGUUUGUGCCAGGAUCGGAAUUUUCUGCCGGAACGACUGAGGCCAAUUCUUACUCUGGAAUAGAGAUGAAUGAUUUUGUCGAGGCCUCGUUUACUGAAGUAGCAGGUUCUCCAGUUCUGCCAGUCGAAAAUGCGAAAGCCAUCUCUUCAAUCACACCGAAUUGCCUUGCAGCACAAGUUGGUGAAGGAAUGGCAUCUUCAGAUAAGCCAAAAAAUCUAACGCUGUCGGCAUGCAAAAAUAAAGUUUUUGCAACUAGGAAUUUGAAUUUGGAUAACCUAUCCUCACCGCGAGAGUUGGCGAGUUACGCUGAAGAACGAGCGCAAAAUUAUUCGUUUCUAAUCAAUGAAGCCUACUGUGAAACGUCAGUGUUUUGCGAGAAUUGUUACUCUAUGCGCAUCGAACUAGGACUUUUUUCGGAUAAGUUUGCAGCAUUGACAGCUACUGUUGGAGAUCCGGCUGCAGAAGGGAAUAUAGCUUUUGUUGCCGAAAUGGAAAAUUUAUUGAGAAGAAAACAAGCGGAAAUUGUUACAUUGUCAUCAGAGUUGAGGGAUUUAAACCAGGCAAAUUUGUACGAAACAGAAGAUUUGGUAAAUGAGUUGAAGCAAGCGAAGCCAAAGCAGUCGUUUAAAGGAAACACUUCACACAAUGGAUUUGAUACAUCUUUGAUUGAGGGAUGUCAAAUGGAAGUUCAGAUUGGAAUUAUACGACAGCAGCUCGAUACAGCACAUUCUUUGCAUCAGAAAGCUCAAGAAAGAAUAAAGGAACUUGAAAGUAAUCUACAAAAGGUUGUAGAAGAGAAAAACCAGCUCUCAUUGGAACUUCAAGAGGCUCAAAUCAAUUUGGUAAAUGAGAAAGACGAUCGGAUUUCGUCAAAUGAAAACAAGCAUAUUUCAAUUAUAUCUCUGUUGGAAGCCAAGGUUGCAGAACUUGGCAAUAAAAUUGACGAGGCCUUUCGUGUAAAAGAAGAUGAAACCGUGAAACAAAAAUCAUUUUUGUUUGAAAAACUGGCAUCGCUACUGGAGAAAAUGAGGACUAAUGUAAAAAGCAACGUAUUCGCUAGCGAAUGGGAAGCAGACGAUAUAGAAAUUUCUGUUAUCUAUUUUGAAAGAGCUGUAAACAUUAUUUGUCAAGAUAAUCCUCAAUUUGAAAUAUUGGUCGGAACAGUAGCUCAGCAUGGAAAAUUGGCUAGAAAUAAGUACAAGCAGUUAGAAACGAUGAUGGAAGAGGUGGUAGAGGAGAAAAAGAAGUGGGAAAUGUUAUUCACGAAUGAGAAAUCGAGGCUUGAUAGUUUGCAAGAUGUGAUGUUGGCUCAGUUUUGUGAGAACAAGAAUUAUUUCUCAAAUUUAUUGCAGGAUUUCCAAAACAAGUGGGCAGAUAUGCUGCAUUCUGUGACACAGCUUCCCAGAACGGAAUCUGAGGAAAAUCGAAAUUGUGCCGUGCUGGAAAUAUUACAUCAUAUAGAAAAUCUUCAGGAAAAGUUGAAUGAAAAAUGGUCGAAGGAUUCGAAUGAGCUGCAGAGAUGCAUUGCUUGCCUGAAAGAACAGCAUUUGAUUGUAACCUCAUUCCAAGCAGAAUUGCAAGAAAUGCGUAAUAGAAUUGAAAUGCUGCAUGAGACUGUACAAAAAGACUUCAAAAAUUCAAGUGCAUUGCUGUGUAGCUUGCAAGGUCGAGAAGUUAAACAGGAUUUAAAAAGGAUGGUUGAACACUUGCAAAAAGUUGAAGAAGAUAUAAAACCUCAAAACACAGUUUUUUGUAAGAAUUUGGAUUUCGGACUUAAAAAUUUUGGUCCAGUAAUUCAUGUUACUGAAAAUUUGACAAGGGAAAAAGAUAACUUGGAAAACGAAAAUGUAACCCUCAAGAAUACGAUUUCUAAAUUGGAAAGAGAAAACAGAGAUUUAAAACAGAUGGAAGAAAUGUACACUCUACAAGAUAAAAAAACUGAGGAGCUGGAACAUAGAUUAAACCUUCUCCAAAAGGAAAAUGAACGAUUAGGAAAAGCUUGCGAUGAUGCGGAUGAAGAAGUCAGCGACCUUAAAGAACAGAUAUUUGAAUUGUUGCGUGUUAAUGCCAAACUUCAAGCUGAAAUGCAUGGCGAAAGUGAAGAUACUGUAAAUCGAAGAAUGGGCUAUAUUGAACCACCUGCAAUUCUACCUAGAAGUCAUCUUUCAAUUCAAAGGACUACAUCAGGAAUGAAUUCGCCAAACGUGAAAGUAGUGGAUGUAACGGAAAGUCCUCUGGAAUGGAAAGCAGAAGUAGAAAAAAGAAAGGAGAUGCAGCGAUUAGCAAAGAAAGAUGUGCUAGCAGAAGCUGCAAAAGCUUUAACCAAGAGGAUACCUUCUGAAGAAUCACCGAAAUCGAAGGCAAUCCAAAACCAAUCGUGCCGCACCUCAUGA
Messenger RNA from Loa loa (African eye worm), 2931 nucleotides. RefSeq lists its product as hypothetical. The record is from RefSeq and is a predicted model, not a curated record. Bases 1 to 2931 code for a protein of 976 amino acids. The transcript has 15 exons. Lineage: Eukaryota; Metazoa; Nematoda; Chromadorea; Rhabditida; Onchocercidae.